Molecule: messenger RNA, 438 nt
Organism: Macadamia integrifolia
Lineage: Eukaryota; Viridiplantae; Streptophyta; Magnoliopsida; Proteales; Proteaceae
Exons: 1
Coding region: 1-438 (145 amino acids)
Source: RefSeq, a predicted model, not a curated record
AUGGCUUCUGAAAUUAUCGAAAAAUACCGAGGAAAGGCCGAGAUCUGCCAUGGCGAGGAGCUAUGUAAGAAGAAAUCAACUGAAAUGUUGGUAGAGAUGUCACUGCCGAACAAUUUACUGCCAGUGGAAGAGAUAGAGGAGGUGGGACACAACAGAGAAAUUGGCUUCUUUUGGUUGAAGCUAAAGAAAGCCCAGAAGUACAAAUUCCCCAAAGUUGGCGACACCUUAUAUGCUACAGAGAUCACAGGCUUCAUAAAGCCUCGGCAAAUCAAAGACUUGAAAGGAGUCACUGCUAAGGAGUUGUUCCUCACCUUCACCCUCUCUGAGCUUUAUAUAGAUGAUCCUUCAUCUGAUAAGAUUAACUGCAAGACUACCAGUGGCCUUCAUCGCAAACACCCAAUCUCUUGCUUUGAGCUUCCAAAAUCAGAAAAGAAAUGA